Molecule: messenger RNA, 1108 nt
Organism: Annulohypoxylon truncatum
Lineage: Eukaryota; Fungi; Ascomycota; Sordariomycetes; Xylariales; Hypoxylaceae
Product: UPF0041-domain-containing protein
Exons: 3
Coding region: 297-704 (135 amino acids)
Biological process (GO): pyruvate import into mitochondria
Cellular component (GO): mitochondrial inner membrane
Source: RefSeq, a predicted model, not a curated record
UAAGCGGGACCCAGCUGACUACAGCUGGGCAAUGGUUGGUUGUUAUUUCCCAAGAUCAAUUGCCAACCCAGGGGGGUGCGGUGUUGCUUAUGACGCUUAUCGGAUAUCCAACAAAUUGCGACCCGCCAAACUGGCAAACUGCCCCAUUGGAAAUUUUCCCACAGCAUCCGAAUCGGACACCCGACCCUUCUUCAAGGAUCCCUUCACCGGCGCGCAACUUUCAACGACAACGUUAUUUGCUUUGCAAACUUUCCUACCUUUUUCGUUGUUGUUUGAUAUCCCGGUGACAGAUCAAGAUGGCAGCCUUUUUCAAAGCAGUUAAUGCCAAGAUUAGGUCGAAUCCGACCGUGAGCUACUUCUGCUCUACACACUUCUGGGGGCCUGCGUCAAACUUCGGUAUUCCAGUUGCCGCCGUUAUGGACGCACAGAAAUCACCUGAGCUGAUUUCCGGCCAAAUGACCCUCGCGCUCACAAUUUACUCGGCAACCUUCAUGCGAUACGCCCUCGCCGUAACACCCAAGAACUACCUCCUCUUCCUAUGCCACUUCAUCAACGAGGGUUCGCAAUUAACACAAGGAUACCGAUACCUCCAAUGGCACCACUGGGGUGGGAAAGAGAAGGCUGGUGUCAAGGGUGCUGUCGAAGAAGCAAAAGAGAAGGCUACCACAGCCAGCGAUAAAAUCAAAGAGGCUGUCUCGAAAUAGAUUUUUCCAAAAUCCGGGAUAUUCAAGGCGUCUGUUAUGUCUCUAGUGCAAUUCGUCACCGGGGGUAUUAUGCAUUUGACUAGAGGGAUCGCACAUCUGCAUUUAGAGUGAUCUCAACGCUUCGACAGAGGGGUUGAGGGGAGGGUUUGGAUGGAAUCAUGCGUAAAUGAGUGAAGGAGUGUCAUGACUUUGUACUUCUAGUGCAUCAAAAAGGACCAUAAAGUCAUUUCUGUGGUAGCUGCCUUGGAUUCUAAUUAGAAUUGAUAUCCUGAUUCCAACCAUGUUAGCCCGUCGGUGACACUCAUACGCAGAACAGAUGGCUAGGUGAGAGGUACGUUGUUGAAUCUCUCUAGGUCGAGGGAAUUGGCAAUUUGGCCACAGCGAUAUCGAUACCUUACGUAUUG